UUUCAGAAACAGACUAAAUAGCUUGCAUCAUACGGAUUUCGAGCCGAGAGGUUGUAAUCGGAAAAAUGGGAGUUGUAUACCUACACUCCUUCGUGAAACAAAAUGUACCCAACGGAUCAUUCCCGAUUAACAUCAAGGACGAGAUACGAGCGCACUACAACAAAACAAAAACACCACCCAUUAUCGUGAUGGAUUUGAUGUGUCUCGUGCGACCCUUCAUACGGGUCGACAAAUCGGGUCUCAUAUGUGGUGGUCGCUUUAACGAGAUGUCACGCCACAUGGACACCUUCUUCAGCGAAUUGGUGAACCUCGGCGUAAAGCUGCAUUUCUUCUGUGACGGCCCAGUUCGGAUGAUGAGCCCGGAGGCCUGGUGUAAAAGAGCGGACGACCGCUAUUGGGAAAUGAUCGAGCUGAUGGACGCCAUCGACAAUGGAGACAGUUUUGAGACCCUAGGCACAUAUAAGCUGCCUUUUCACUACGUAUCUGCGGUGGAACAAUCGGCAAUGAGACAUGGGGAGUAUCACUGGGCAACUGCCAGAGAAUGUGACCAGCAAAUGGCCGCAUUCGCGAACGAAGCUGGAGCACUGGCCAUCAUGACGGAUGACUCAGACAUGCUCAUCUAUGAAGGCUCGUGGCGAUUUUGGUGUGUCCAUGAACUGUCGGUCACGAAAUUUACUAUGAUGGAGUAUGACCGUGUAGCAUUGAGGGCACACCUUGGACUGGAUCCCGCCCAAAUGCCUUUGCUCGCAACACUAGUGGGAAACGAUUUGGUUGAUUCCAAAGCACUUGGAAACUUUCACCACCGUAUUGGCCACCGUGGGCACCGUGGAAAGAACAAUAUCUCCAACGUAGUCAUGUUUAUAAAAGAGCACAUGGAUCUAACAGACGAAAGAAUUCUCAUCGAAGCACUUGAAUUCUGCGUCAACAGACGGGCUCUCAUGGAACGUUUUCGAGAGAGUUUGGGAUGUUAUCGAAUGAACUAUCGAGCAUUCAACGAGAGAUACCAGCACGAUCCCAUCGAAACGAUUUUAAUGUCUCGAAAAAUUUCGCUAUUUUACCAGAUGUGGCAUAUGAAUAACAUCGAAUGUCCCACCCACAUGAUCGAUCUCCGGGAGGAACUGCUCGGCCAGGCAGUUCUACGACUCAAAAUAUCUCUGAUUAUCCGUAUGGGAGGAGUCAUUCUUUACCAAAGGCAAAUGCAACGGCGAAUGGUCGAUUAUUCCGAGUGCCACAUCAUGACCAAGCUGCAUCACACUGCAGAGUAUACAGUUCAUCACUACAGUGUCGAAUUCCCGCAUCGCGUGCAGCCUCCUUCUCUGGAGGAACUGCUUUCAAAUGAUCCAGUGUCACAACAAGACCUCCUGCAUGUUAAACAUAACCUAGUGUCUUGGAUCGUCUCCGACCGGCUUGACCAUUCCCUCCUGGAAGCGAUCCCUCUUUCAUUGCAGACCACCGUACUCACACUGUACUGCCUUGUGGAAAGACGCAUACUCAAGCUAUUCGAGGCCGAUCUGCUACUUCGGGUAGCAUACGAUGUGGCGUUCGACAGAUACGACCCAGAAACGAUUCCAUAUCCACGAACUGUGGCCAGACGGCCCUUCCGAGUUGCGUUCGUUUUCCAAGAGGUCCACAGUCGGAUUUCCGAGGCCUACAUCCUUGUUGGCUUAAGCAAUGAUCUCGUGGAAACUCCACCGUUGUUUGACGGAGUGCUCUUCCACAAUCGAUACGCCGAUUGGCAUAAUGGCCUGGAUCCGCUGCUCAUGGACGGAAUUGAGCAACUUCGAAUUUACUCAUCGAUUGCUGAACGUGAGGAAGCUUGAUAAAUAAGACCAGUGAAACAAAUCACAUUUUAACUCGUGAAAACUGUUAUGUUCAUUUUAAGCAUAUGAUAACGUUUAUGUAACAAUAAAGCAACUAUUGAAUUUGAGAGAAAAGUCUUCAUGUAAAUCUCGUUACCCACGACUCAUACCGGAAAAAAUCAUUUUGUAACUUGUUCCAUAACACUCUGUGGUAGGAGGGCGUUCAUAAACCAGUUUUGUAGACCAAAUUUGGAUCAUCUCAGACCCAUCUCUCUACUUUCGUUCAAACAACAAAUAUUGGCUGGUAAUUCUUCUCUUUCCUAGAUUUUACGGAGCGUCCUCUUAAGUGUGUCGACGAUUUUUUCCGCUUGACCGUUCGACUGGGGAUGGAACGGUGCAGUGCGGAAGUUCAUGAUGCCCAAGUUUUCGCAGAAGGAAAGAAUUCGUAGCUAGCAAACUGCGGUCCGUUAACGGACACAAUCGCCUUCGGUAUGCCGAAUCUGGCAAAGGUUCAAUCGUCAACACUGCUGAUAGUUGAAUCCGUUUGUCGGUCCGGCGUAGUCGACAUGAUUGCGCUCCUUCAGUGCACUAGCAAGGCUGUAGUUCUUCUAGUGGUGGAGAUGAAUGAACCGACAUGGCAUUUGUUCUAAAUAUCAGCGUAGAUAGCUUUUUCUUACUCCCCUUAACAAACGAAAAAAACGAGAAGGAUAAAAGAUAAAGCACCUGCCGCAGGUAAAGGCUGGGUAUGCUGAGCAAUUCAGAUCCCAUUGUGAUCCACUAGCCUCUGCCCAGCAACUCCUAUCCCUACCUCCACGCGGUACCGGCCGGAAACCUUAGGGAAGAUCGGGUAACCAACCCCGGUGGGAACUUUGGUCGUAGGCUGAUAGGGAAGGGGGGUUUGCUUCGGCAAACCUGAGCGUCUGUUCUCCAGGAGGAGCGGCUCACAACAGCGUCUGAUCCCCAUGUUAGGGGCGGCUGAUCUACGUCCGAGUGCCAGGGAAGGACUCUAAGCUCAACUGUGCACUAUGGUCCUCCGGAAAGUAGGGGGUUGGUGUCAGGCCCUACGAGCCAGCCGAAAAAAAAACCAUUGUAGCGGAAAAUAAGCAACAAAAAAAUACGAACCGAGACCAACGGCAACGACCCCAGCGAACAAAAAGGACUUGCGAUUGGAAGCUCGGUACGUGGAACUGCCGAUCUCUCAACUUCAUUGGGAGCACCCGCAUACUCGCCGAUCUACUGAAGGACCGCGGGUUCGGCAUCGUAGCGCUGCAGGAGGUGUGUGGUGCGAACGUUUAGAGGUAAUAAUACCAUCUACCAGAGCUGCGGCAACACACUCGAGCUGGAAACAGCUUUCAUCGUGAUGGGUGAUAUGCAGAGGCGCGUGAUCGGUUGGUGGCCGAUCGACAAAAGAAUGUGCAGGUUGAGGAUCAAGGGCCGAUUCUUCAACUUCAGCAUAAUAAACGUGCACAGCCCACA
Messenger RNA from Aedes albopictus (Asian tiger mosquito), 3275 nucleotides. RefSeq lists its product as uncharacterized. Gene Ontology annotation, cellular component: nucleus. Lineage: Eukaryota; Metazoa; Arthropoda; Insecta; Diptera; Culicidae. Bases 66 to 1820 code for a protein of 584 amino acids. The transcript is spliced from 3 exons. The record is from RefSeq and is a predicted model, not a curated record.